Psylliodes chrysocephalus is the source of this 1031-nucleotide messenger RNA. The record is from the annotation of a GenBank genome assembly. NCBI's taxonomy places the organism in Eukaryota, Metazoa, Arthropoda, Insecta, Coleoptera, Chrysomelidae.
AGUAUAAAUGUCCCCAUUACAUUGUGAAGGUUCAACUUAAUGCUUAAUCAUAAUACUAAUGCAAAUACUAAUAAUAAGGGAGUAUAAAUAGACCCUUACACACACGUCUUGCUGGAUUGUCUCUGCUAAUAUAUAAAGUUCAUGUCACUGUCAAUAAUACGAUAAGAAGUCGGUUAUUUUUGAAAAGUAAACCGUAAAUGCAAAAUGAAUGAAAGAAAAAGAAAUCAAAGAAAUAAUCCAAAUAUUUCCACGUUCAUCAGAAGACCUAUUGCAUCGAAGAUUGGCUCUCAUAAUCUUACUCUACUUAAUGAGACAUCUCGAGAAAAUAAUCAAAACGCCAUCAGGGGACCUGCUAACAAAUCACUAAUUUUAAAAGACCAAUUAGAUUUGGUCUACAAUAGUUAUUUACAAGCACUUUUAAAACAAGAAAUAGCGGAGAACCAAAUAAAAAAACGAGAGAAAGUGCUCAAUGGACAAAUUUUAUUACAAGAGGAAAAUGUAGCAAAAAGGAAAGAAUGUUUAAAUCAGAUUCAAAAAGAGGCAGAUUUAUUAAUAAAAAAGGAAGAGAUUGUUAAAAUGAUUAAAAACUUAGAGGAAAAUAUAAAUAAAAUAAAUGGUAUUUAUGCAAAUUAUCAAAUACAAAAACAUGUACAAACUGUCCAUGGCGCUUUGACAUAUAUAAGUGGCACUUUAGUUUUAAAAAAUAUAAAAUCAUUAGAGAAUAAAGAUCAAGAAAAAUUGGUAGACUCUGUUAAAAAACUUACUUUGGCAACUGAAAAAAUUGUUAAUUGUGGAAGAGAUUUUGAAGGUGUUCACAAGUUGGCAGAGGAUUGUAGAAAUUUAAUCCAAAUUGUUAAAAAAAUUAAAGAAUCUCAACUUCUGCUUUCUACUAUGGAGGAAAAUGCUGAGCUGACAGUUUUACAGAAGUUAUCUGAUGAAUUUGCUAAGCAAUAUGAAAAUGUUGAACAAAAGACUUAAAAUAUGUAUAUAUGGAUAGUUAUUGUUUGAUAAACCUGCAGUUCAUGUCGCCG